UAAAUCAUGUGAAGAUGGGACUCUUGGUAUUUGUGCGCAAUCUGCUGCUAGCCCUCUGCCUUUUUCUGGUACUGGGAUUUUUGUAUUAUUCUGCGUGGAAGCUCCAUUUACUCCAGUGGGAGGACUCCAGUAAGUAUGGUCGCUCCAGCCUGCCCCCAGGAAAAGCCCGGCCCAGAGUGGUAACUGAUUCAGUGGUUCUUUCCUUUGACUCCGCUGGACAAACACUAGGCUCAGAGUAUGAUCGGUUGGGUUUCCUCCUGAAGCUGGACUCUAAACUGCCUGCUGAGUUAGCCACCAAGUACGCAAACUUUUCAGAGGGAGCUUGCAAGCCUGGCUAUGCUUCAGCCCUGAUGACUGCCAUCUUUCCCCGGUUCUCCAAGCCAGCACCCAUGUUCCUGGAUGACUCUUUCCGCAAGUGGGCUAGGAUUCGGGAAUUUGUGCCGCCUUUUGGGAUCAAAGGUCAAGACAAUCUGAUCAAAGCCAUCUUGUCAGUCACCAAAGAGUACCGCCUGACCCCUGCCUUGGACAGCCUCAACUGCCGCCGCUGCAUCAUCGUGGGCAACGGAGGUGUCCUUGCCAACAAGUCUCUGGGGUCACGAAUUGAUGACUAUGACAUUGUGGUCAGACUGAACUCAGCACCAGUGAAAGGCUUUGAGAAGGACGUGGGCAGCAAAACUACACUGCGCAUCACCUACCCUGAGGGCGCCAUGCAGCGGCCCGAGCAAUAUGAACGCGAUUCUCUAUUUGUCCUCGCUGGCUUCAAGUGGCAGGACUUCAAGUGGUUGAAGUACAUCGUCUACAAGGAGAGAGUGAGUGCAUCAGAUGGCUUCUGGAAAUCUGUGGCCACGCGGGUGCCCAAGGAGCCCCCUGAGAUUCGCAUCCUCAACCCAUACUUCAUCCAGGAGGCCGCCUUCACCCUCAUCGGACUGCCCUUCAACAAUGGCCUCAUGGGCCGCGGGAACAUCCCAACCCUUGGCAGUGUGGCGGUGACCAUGGCACUACACGGCUGUGACGAGGUGGCAGUCGCAGGCUUUGGCUACGACAUGAGCACGCCCAAUGCACCCCUGCACUACUAUGAGACCGUGCGCAUGGCAGCCAUCAAAGAGUCCUGGACACACAAUAUCCAGCGGGAGAAAGAGUUUCUGCGGAAGCUGGUGAAAGCACGAGUCAUCACUGACCUAACCAGCGGCAUCUGAGGUGGGCCCAGCAUGCGGCCACGGAGGUCCUGGCACCGCCAAGAGGAAGCAGCAAGCACCGCCACCUGCCCACUCCAUUGGCCUCAGUCUGGCUCCGCCUGAAAGGUGCAGGAGUCUUCAGACCCAGAGAAGGACAGUGCCAAGUGGCCGCAGGGGUGGCGAGGCCUUGGCAGGGCAGCCAGAGCUGUGUCUACCCAGAGGCCAGCCUCAGAGACCAGCACUUAGCCUCGUUCUCAGCCUGGGGCCUUGAAGCCAGAGGGCCGGGAGGCCGCCGGCCGUGCCCAGCAGGCCCAGCAUGCAGGAGGUGGACAUCAGGCUGCAAGGCUGCUGCUGGAAUCAUUUCUCCAAUCAGUGUUUGGUGUAUUAUCAUUUUGUGAAUUUGGGUAGGGGGGAGGGAAGGGAUAAUUUAUUUUUAAAUAAGGUUGGAGAUGUCAAGUUUGGUCCACUUGCCAUGCAGAAGGAGGCCCACUAGGGGGCCCAUCGGGCUCCCUGUAGAGUGGGGGUGCCGUGACUAGCCUGUGCCCUGCUUGGGGCUAGAGGGAGGUGGGCAGGAUCUCAUGCCAACCCCCUCCAGCUCAUGACACUGUUUGGCCUUUCUUGAGGAGAAGAUGGGAUAUUCCCAUGCACCAGCCCCUAACGACGCCACAGGGAAACCCUGGAGCCAUCGUUGAAGCCGACAAG
Neomonachus schauinslandi (Hawaiian monk seal) is the source of this 1877-nucleotide messenger RNA. RefSeq names its product ST3 beta-galactoside alpha-2,3-sialyltransferase 3 (gene ST3GAL3). NCBI's taxonomy places the organism in Eukaryota, Metazoa, Chordata, Mammalia, Carnivora, Phocidae. The coding region runs from base 15 to 1196 and encodes 393 amino acids. The transcript has 11 exons. Gene Ontology annotation, molecular function: sialyltransferase activity. The record is from RefSeq and is a predicted model, not a curated record.